AUGGCUCAGCUCCUGAACAGCAUACUCACUGUGAUCAAGGUGUUCCAGAAAUAUGCCAAAGAGAAUGGGAAAUGUACCUUGCUUUGCAAGAAAGAGUUGAAGCAGCUGCUCUUGGCUGAGUUUGGAGAUAUCCUCCAGAGACCAAAUGACCCAGACACAGUGGAAACCAUCCUGAGCCUCUUGGAUAAAGACAGAAAUGGACAUGUUGAUUUUCAUGAAUAUCUCUUGUUGGUGUUCCAAUUGGCUCAAGCUUGCUAUCACAAACUGGAUAGUAAGUCAUGUGGAGAUAGAAUCUCCCAGCAAGAAGUGGAGCAGGAGGGAACACAAGACCAUAGGUUUCCAGAAAAUACAGGCAGGCAACACAGGCAGAGGCAUGAUGGAGAAAAGCAGGAUAGGAACUCCCACUAUGGUCAGACUGAGAGACAGGAUAGGGACUCCCACUAUGGUCAGACUGAGAGACAAAAUAGGGACUCCCACUAUGAUCAGUCAGAGAGACAGGAUAGGGACUCCCACUAUGGUCAGACUGAGAGACAGGAUAGGGACUCCCACUAUGAUCAGUCAGAGAGACAGGAUAGGGACUCCCGCUAUGAUCAGUCAGAGAGACAGGAUAGGGACUCCUGCUAUGCUCAGGACUCCCACUAUGGUCAAAGAUGGAGACAUAAAUCUAGCAGUAGCCAGCCUAAAAGACAAGGAUAUAUUUUUGCCUUAAGUCAGUAUGACAAACAAGUUCACAAUUCUCAUUAUGGCCAGAAAAACCAACAGCAAUCAGGCUCUUAUCAUGGACAGUCUCAGAGGAUGGAUCAGGAAUCAGGCUAUGGUCAGAGAGAUAGACAAGAAUUGUACUUUCAAUAUGGCCAGACAGACAGACAAGACCAGCAUUCUCACUAUGGCCAGAGAGACAGACAAGGCCAGAGUUCCCACUAUGGUCAGUCAGAGAGACAAGGCCAGAGUUCUCACUAUGGUCAGACAGACAGACAAGGCCAGAGUUCUCACUAUGGCCAGAUAGACAGACAAGGCCAGAGUUCUCACUAUGGCCAGGAAGACAGACAAAGCCAGAGUUCUCACUAUUUCCAGAGAGACAGACAAGGCCAGAGUUCCCACUAUGGUCAGUCAGACAGACAAGGCCAGAGUUCUCACUAUGGCCAGAUAGACAGACAAGGCCAGAGUUCUCACUAUGGCCAGGAAGACAGACAAGGCCAGAGUUCCCACAAUGGUCAGUCAAACAGACAAGGCCAGAGUUCUCACUAUGGCCAGACAGACAGACAAGGCCAGAAUUUCCAUUAUGGCCAGGCAGACAGACAAGGCCAGAGCUCUCACUAUGGCCAGAGAGACAGACAAGGCCAGAGUUCUCACUAUGGCCAGACAGACCGACAAGGCCAGAGUUCUCACUAUGACCAGACAGAUGGACAAGGCCAGAGCUCUCACUAUGGCCAAACAGACAGACAAGACCAGAGUUCCCACUAUGGUCAGACAGACAGACAAGGUCAGAGUUCCCACUAUGGUCAGACAGACAGACAAGGCCAGAGUUGCCGUUAUGGCCAGACAGAGAGACAAGACCUCAGCUCUCACUAUGGUCAGGUGGACAGACAAGACCAAGGUUAUCAUUAUAACCAGUCAGAUAGACAAGGCCUGAGCUCUUGUUAUGGCUGGACAGACAGACAAGGCCAGGGUUAUCAUUAUGGUCAGACAGACAGACAAAGCCUGAGCUCUCACUAUGGUCAGUCAGCAAUUGGGGUAACAGGGCAAAAUAGUUACCUCCAAGGCAGUGAGGGAGCAACCAGAGACUCUUAUGUUGAGCAAUCAGGAAGGUCAGGGAGACUAAGUCAAAAGACUCAAGGACAUGAAGUAAUUCAAAAUCAAGGGCAGAGAUUCCAGUCUAGGGAAGGCCAACAGAACAGCCAUCGGGCAUGGGAGCCUGAGGAGGAUAGCCAACACGACCAACACAAACUCAUAGCAGAAAUCCAGCAAGAAAAAUCACACAAUUACAAAGGUGGUGACUGGCAGUCAAUUAGUGGCAAGCAGGAACACAGACAGUCCCAGGCCAGGCAAAGUCAUGGAGAGGGGCAGAGCCAGCAGGCAGAGGAAGAGCAGGGCCAACAAACCUGGGGCAGACAUGGUUGUGAGAGUCAAGAAACUCCAUGGGAAAUACAGGCCAGGCAAACCCAUGAAGAAAAACAAAACCAUCAGAGACAGGACAGGCAAACCCUUCAUGAUGAGCAGACCCAUAAGAGAUGGGACAGGCAGACCCAUGAAGAUGAGCAGACCCAUCAGCGACAAGACAGGCAAACCUAUGAAGAUGAGCAGACCUGCCAGCGACAAAAGAGGCAAACCCAUGAAGAUGAACAGACCCGUCAGCGACGAGACAGGCAAACCCAUGAAGAGAGUCAAAACUGUCAACAACAAUGGGAUAGGCAAACCCUUGAGAAGGAAGAAAGAUAUCAAGGAUCCCAGGAUCAACAAUCUUAUGAGAACCAGCAAAGAUGUGCUAAUAGAGAAAAAUUCCACAUGAAUGAAAAUAGCCAGAAGCAAGGUUCCCAGGGAAGACACAGUAACCUGACCUUCCAUCCCACCCAGACUGGUGGGAGGCCCCCAAGGAGAGAACAAGGUAGAAGUCACUCUACCAAAGCAGCUCCUACUCCCAAUCCCCUCUAUGACUAUGUACAAGAGCAGAAAAGGAAUCAGCACUAG
Molecule: messenger RNA, 2688 nt
Organism: Mustela lutreola (European mink)
Lineage: Eukaryota; Metazoa; Chordata; Mammalia; Carnivora; Mustelidae
Gene: RPTN
Product: repetin
Exons: 7
Coding region: 1-2688 (895 amino acids)
Cellular component (GO): cornified envelope
Molecular function (GO): transition metal ion binding; calcium ion binding
Source: RefSeq, a predicted model, not a curated record